Messenger RNA from Pocillopora meandrina, 2661 nucleotides. Lineage: Eukaryota; Metazoa; Cnidaria; Anthozoa; Scleractinia; Pocilloporidae. The record is from the annotation of a GenBank genome assembly.
AUGAUUCACGUCAAUGGACAUCCGUCUUUUCCGCAAAAUUGUUGGGGCCAUAGAACUUUUCACUCUGCUCAUUGUAAUAAUUCUCAUUCCACGGUGAAGUUUACAACUUCCAACGGAGUCUACUCUGCUGCACAGAAGAUUCCACGUGAGUAGAUAAUUUAAAAUAUUCGUGAUCAACCUAUUCAUGCAGUUUUGAAUAUUUCUAAAUGUGUUUAGGGUCACAUGUAUUUAGGGAAUAAAUCUGUGAUUACUGCAUUGGUGCGCAGUAAUUUUGAUCGUGAUUACUUCUUCUCCAAAAUUUUCACAGCCUCUCGUUCCUCUUAUCAAGCGCCAGCAAAAAUCUUAAGCUUAGGUGGAGGAAGUGGAAAGAAUUUAAGAGGGAGAAACAAAGACGCGCGCAUUCACGCGCUUCGGAACAACGCUGUCGCCUUCCCUUACUUGCACAAACACUGCACACUCACACACCCCUCCCCUGUCUCUUGCAUUGUACUCUUAUGCUCUGACUUGUUCCUCAGUCGCUUCAAAAUGUGCACAGCUGUUAAAUAUAUGCACAGCGGUAAAGUACAUCGUGACUAACAAAUCGGACUCCCGCUUCGCGGUCGUCCGAUUUUGUUUAUCACUCGUAUGAUUACAGACCGAAUUGGACUCCACUUGGUUCUAAUACCAUUAUCAAUCAGUAGAGGGUGGUUAGCAGUGUAAUCCGAUCGAAAUUUCAAGGUAUUACCUUAAAUGACUCUUUCAAAUGUCAGUUGAAAGGUGCUUUGAUCACAAUGUAAGCAUAUAUUUCUAUUUGUAUAUUUGAAAGGCUUUCUUUACUCUAAUAGAGGGAGUAUAGAUGGUGUAAAGAGGUUUCACAUGCUUAAUUGAUUCUUUUUCUUUCGCACACAAACUAACUGCUCUGUUCGUCAGUAUUUUCAAAAGGUUCCUCGCUAACAGCUACUCUGCAGGAGUGGAUCCAUGAAUUUUUGUUAAGAGGGGGGGAACUUAUAUUGUGUAGCAACAUGCGAUCCUGUCGUUGCAAGAAUGUUGGUGUCGAACAAUUAAUUAGUGGGGCGUCCGAUCCCCCCCCCCCUCUCCCCCUGCGACCUUGCCAAAGAAUAACGUAAGGACAAAAUCAAAAUCUGGACAUACUUUUCUCUUUGUUUUCCUCCAGCUUUCUCUUGUUCUUCGAUACUGAACGCGGCAAGCUGCAAAACUACAUCUGAUGACUUUUUCCGCAAAAACCGCGAUGGCUUUGGACUAUUCUUGACCAGAGAGGAAAAAGCAUUUAUGAAUAGCCAAUUCUUCUGCGUUUCAUCUUCAACUGAAAAUGGAAUCGCCUUAAAGCCAAACCAUUCCACAGCUGUGACGUACCAUCACUUGGGCCGAGACUGUGGCAUUGCAGACUCCUGUUAUGGCAGCACAAGGCGUGGCUUAAUGUCUUCCCGCAACGAACAGCUUCCAUUGACAACCAACUGCAAUCACGAAAUUACGAACCUCUGCAUGAAGGUGUGUCAACAUUCAACAAAAACGACGUUUAAUAAAGUCACCAAUCAACACAAAGAAACGGGCAAGAGCUGUACAGCAAAAGAUGGUUCGAUCGAGGGAUGUGCCUCACCUGUUAGACAAACGGAUGGUAUCCUCACCAUAUCUCAGGCCUGUCCUGAUCUAAUGGAAGGUAGUGUCUUUCACAGCUCACAAGAGCAGAAGCCCAGCAUACCAGGAGUGAUAAAUCAGGAGCAUUGUCCUUCUUCAUGCCCUUCGCAAAAGCCAACACCAAGUCUUAUUUCAACAUGCAACGAAGAAGAGAAAAGACACAGAAUUUGCUCCGUUAACCUUUGUUAUACAUCAGCUGAUUUUGGAACUCAAGGAAAACCAGGAAAUGGCAUGGGACGCGCUGAUUUUCUGUCAUUUAAACGAAAUGCUACAACUGCUGCAGAUCGUGAUAAUUAUCCCGAACAACAACGCAAGAGACAUUGUUCGGGUGACGAUGUGCUCGGAAUUAUCAAGGAUCAGGUAUCUAGCGAGGUUUCUAAUCCGAAAGAUGCUUGCAAGACGCCUCUAAGUCAACCUCACCCUGACAAACGUUUGUAUGGUAAGGACACAAGCCUUAAGGUAAAAAGAUUCGGCGAACUUAGCCGAUUGCCUGAGAUGACACCGUCACCUAGUCAAGUCAAGGCCAUCACUUCCCAAACGUUAACUUCCGCCAACAACACUUUUGGCACUUUCACGUCCAGUGUUCACGUCAACCAGUCAUGCGAAAUAAAAAAAUCGCUUGAAAUUGGAAAUUCGCCAAAUAGAAUCAGCGCCAACAUAACCUCUUCUGGUGCCCUCACUUCUGAUAUCGCCAUUACUUCCACCAACAGCAAAGCUAGGAGUAACAAGAUAACACCAACGAAUCAACCAAUCAUAAUUGACCUAACCGAUGAAACCGAAAACAAGCGAACCAAUUCAGAAGUAUGUCGAUCAGGUGACCGAGAUCCAAAUGAUGCAAGACUUUUCGAGCGUCGAAAAGACAUCCAUGAAAUUAUUAACACAGCAAAACCAAUCCAGCGUGAUUUGUUGGAAAGUGACAAAGCACCUUUAAAAAGUGGCGUUGCUUUCGAUCAUGACUCUAUGCCAAGACUAAUCGGGGUACUUCCGUCGGCUACUGCAAAUGUCCUAUCGAGUUUAGUACAUUGA